UAAACGAACCUGAUUGACACUCCCUCUGACCAAUCCAGUGUCAGCAGGCGUGGCGUCUGUAGAUCUACUGUCCCGGUGCGUCAGCAGUGACGUCACUUCAGAAAUGGCAAAUUACGGACAGGGUUACCCCAGUUCAGGAGGUCCGGCCCCGGGAGGGGGUUAUUACUCUGGACCGCCCCCUGCUGGUGGACAGGCACCUCCGGGAGGUCAAUAUGGAGCUGGAGCACCCCCUGGUGGGCCUUACAGCGGUACUGCAUCUCCACACAGGGGUCAGUACGGGGGAUCAGCUCCCCCUGGUGGUUAUUACGGGGGCACUGCGCCUCCUCCAGCUGCGGGGGGUCAGUACGGGGGAGCGGCUCCCCCUGGUGGUGGGCAGUACUAUGGAGGUCCUGCUCCUGGCUCUGGGGGGCAGUACGGGGGCCCAGGGGGAGUGGCCCCGGGGGCCCCAUACGGAGGGGCAGCACCAGGAGGGGGGCACUUCGGAGGGCAAGCCCCUGGCGCCCCCUAUGGAGGUUAUGGCCAGCCCCAGGGACAGCAAGCUCCUGGAGGAGCUAACGUCCCCCCUGGCGUCGACCCCGAAGCGUUCCAGUGGUUCCAGACCGUGGACACUGACCACAGUGGCUCCAUCACCCUGAAGGAGCUGAAGCAGGCCCUGGUCAACUCCAACUGGUCAGCCUUCAACGACGAGACGUGCCUCAUGAUGAUCAACAUGUUUGAUAAGAGCAACACUGGGAAGAUGGACUUGUUUGGGUUCUCCGGUCUGUGGGGGUUCAUGCAGCAGUGGAAGUCUAUGUUCCAGCAGUUCGACCGCGAUCGCUCAGGGACCAUCAGCGCCAACGAACUGCACCAGGCCCUGUCCCAGAUGGGGUACAACCUGAGCCCUCAGUUCACGCAAAGCCUGGUGUCCCGGGGGAGGCAGUCCUCCAUGCAGCUGGACCGCUUCAUCCAGGUGUGCACACAGCUGCAGAGCAUGACCGGGGCCUUCCGAGAGAAAGACACGGGCAUGACAGGCAGCGUGAGGAUGAGCUACGAGGACUUCCUGUGCACCUCCAUCACCCGCCUGCUGUGAGAGCUGGGCUCCGUGCGCGUGUGUGUGUGUGUGUGAUCCCUCAGGACUGGACUGGGGGGCGAGGGGACCAGCACGGGAACGCUCCAGCGGGGAGGGGAGGGGAGGGGGGGGCUGUUGCAUUAACACACUUCUGAGUAGUGCAGGGAAUCAAAUAUUUGUAAUGCAGGUGUGGCUAUGCAGAUAUCUCAAGCAUGAGUUACUAUUGUUUUAUAUGAGGGUACAAAGGUCUGCAGGUCGCUCCCCAUUGCUCCCCUACAUACAGAAAUAUCUCCUGUUUUGAGAUUGAUUUCACCUUUGAGAGGACUGGUCCCCUCCUCUCUAUACCCUUCCAGUCCCCUUCAAGUUGGCAAAGCAGAAUUUGACCUUUUAAACAAUCAUGUAAAUUGCCACUCCUUGCACAUGGUCCAGGGUUUAGCUACCAAGUUAACACCAUAGCACUGCGAGGGGCUUUUAGUGAUAUUAAGAGGGAAACACUACCUGUAUUGUCAUUGUACUCAUUUCAAAUAUAUAAUUCCAGAUUGUAUUUCCCUUUGUAUUCCCUGUUUCUGUGUUAUUUUUAAAGCGAGUCAUUGCAGAUGAAUGUUCAGAGGUCACUUUUGGGGGGUGGUAGUGCCAUCUAAUAAAUGAGCAAUGAAGGAAUAAACCUUUUAAAUAAUGAAAUUUAAAAAAAAAACUGAAACCCAAGUACAAGUGCAGCAGCAAAUAAGAUCUGGGUUUCAAAAUUGCCAAACACAGAGAGACCUGUGCAUCUAGCACCCAGACACAGAGAGAUCUGUGCAUCUAGCUUGCAAACUAUUGGAAGCGUGUCAAAUACUGCUCAUGUUACCUGCUAAAAAUGUAUACUGUGUGCAAGAACACAGCGUCUGCAGUAGCAGUGCUGGAGCCUCAGUUUCAGAUGUUGUGGCAGUGUGCAUUUCGACCAUAGAAUAAUAGUGUAAUGCUAAACUGGUACCUAUCUUAAAAACGUUUGUGUGCAUGUGAAACUGCUUAAUGUGCCCUGACUGUCGUGCAUAAUGAGGUUUCUAAUAAAUAAAUAAAUAAAU
This is a messenger RNA of Acipenser ruthenus (sterlet), 2112 nucleotides long. Its product is annotated as peflin-like. The transcript has 5 exons. The coding region runs from base 104 to 1069 and encodes 321 amino acids. The record is from RefSeq and is a predicted model, not a curated record. Gene Ontology annotation, molecular function: calcium ion binding. Lineage: Eukaryota; Metazoa; Chordata; Actinopteri; Acipenseriformes; Acipenseridae. Gene Ontology annotation, biological process: COPII vesicle coat assembly.